Molecule: messenger RNA, 1429 nt
Organism: Tigriopus californicus
Lineage: Eukaryota; Metazoa; Arthropoda; Copepoda; Harpacticoida; Harpacticidae
Gene: Mink
Product: nucleolar and spindle-associated protein 1-like
Exons: 1
Coding region: 243-1295 (350 amino acids)
Biological process (GO): establishment of mitotic spindle localization; mitotic chromosome condensation; mitotic cytokinesis
Cellular component (GO): microtubule; mitotic spindle; nucleolus
Molecular function (GO): microtubule binding
Source: RefSeq, a predicted model, not a curated record
UUCUCGCCUUGUUUUGUUUUGUUCCCUCUUUUCAACGGCAGAGCGCUUUUGAAUUCGCCCGCCCGUCGCCCUCCUCCGCCCUCCUCCCCCCACCUCCCCGUCUUCUUGAGCCUUCUCAAGUCUGAGGUGUUGAAGUUGAAGCAGGGAUACGACAUACGAUAAAGCCCCUCCAAGAUCCAUCCAGUGGAUCUAUCCAUUCACCCAUCCCGCCUCAAGGCUUUGGGUCUUAGCCUGGAUUCACCAUGGCCCCACCCACCGUUUCGGAGUUGGAGGCCAUGAAAUACCGUCAAUUGCAACGCGUCGCCAAAGAUUUGGGCAUCAAAGCCAAUCUACCCCGAUCUCAUAUGAUUGAGGCGAUCUUAGAAAAUCAUGAGGUCACUCAAUGUAGCCCACCCACCGUAACGCCGCAGUCUCGGGGGUCGUUCACGCCUCAGGCUGAACCCACUCCGCGAUCAGGCACGCCUAAAACCCCAUUUAUAUCCGGGUCGAUCCGGAAACGGCGGGAAUCGGUUCAGAAACAGUCGAGUUUGGGACUAACCUCGGGCCAGGGUCGCGUUUUGAAGGCCAAGAGUUCGGUGAAAAAGCCCGUGGCCCAGGCCACUCACAUCCCACGCUUCGUGUCCAAGCCCCCGCCCAAUUUCGCCAAGUUACACGAGCAACAGUUUCAGAAGAUGGAUUCCUUGGACGUGUAUUUGGGCAAGAAGGAGGCUCGCACACAAUCGAUCAAGCAACGAUUCGCUUUAGCUCAAGAAUUGGCCUCCCAACACAAAGUGGCCAUGGAUAAGGUGAAGAAGAUGACCCCCAUUGAUGCCUUGAGCGGCAAAGCGGUUCGCCGAUCGCCCAGAAACUUGACCCAGACUCAUUCGACCCACGCCCCAUCCCCGCGGAAGAGUAAUGCCAUGUUUAUUCCGACCAACACCACAGUCAAUCCGAAUCGCUUUCAAUUUGGAUCCGUCUCCUCCAACGCUGCCAAACCUUUCGUUUUUACGGCUACCCCUCAAAAAGCGGCAACACCCAAAGUUAAAACACUCCAGAACAUCACCAACACCCAGAUUGGCACGCCCUCGUCGGCCAAAAAACAUUUCGAUUUGAAAGCCAGUUUGGCCCGACCUUUGGCCUACAAACCUCACAAAGGCAAAUUGAAGACCUGGACCGAGGAGAAGAAGGCUGAACGCCAAAUUAUGAGCUCGAAAAUGAACCCCACCGUUGGGAAAACUCAAAAAAUUAAAGGCGUUCGCAUGAACAAACGGGCUGAGCUAUUACUCCAAAGACGACACCUUACCGCCCAGAAUUAGAAAUGAAUACGGCGGACCUUUUUGCAAGGUGUGCGUGUAAAUUGUUAAUAGUGUAGAUUUCCCGCCCUUCUUGUACGCUUUUGUCCUCGUGCUCUAUGUUACCGAUUCGAAAAUACACCGAUUUGUACAAUGAA